UGGCGGCCUCCAGGGUCUGUUUGCGCUUUUCAAAUUCAUUCUGCUUUUUAGCAUCAUCAAGACAUCUAAAACAGAUUUCAAAUAAAAUGAAUAAGAUAGGAUGUACGUCUUUAUCUGCAGUUCAGAGGAGARCAUUGCACAUAUCAGAAAAGACGAACAAAAACGAUAAAUUUAAUUUAUCAAAUCAAAGUAAGAGAAAGAGAAAGUUUAGAAACAAUGAAAAGCAGAAAGACUCGGUGCCAGGUAAGCUACAAACCUUCCAGUUGGACUCAUUACCAGGAAGUACAACUACCAAUACCACCCAUAACAUCAGACAGGAUGCAUUAGCAUCCACAUUACAACAGGCCAUGGCUAGCUUACUCGAGGGUAAUGAAGUUGAUCCCAGACUUUUAGACUGUAACAUUGAGAUAACAAAGGUGAAGAUAGCACGUGACUGUGGUCAUGUGACAUUUUACUGGAGGUCUGAUGGAGAUGGUGCUAAUGAUAAUAUAGAAAAACUGCUUCAAAGUAAUCAAAAUGCUAUAAGAUUGUUGUUACCUAGUUACCACCACCUUAAUAUUUCACCAAGAGUCAUAUUUAUGCCUGAUAAGCAGGCACAAUACCUGGCUGAUGUGGACACAUUAUUGAUGAAAACAAGACAGCAAGAUGAUGAGGAAUAAGACUGGAUGGAUCUGUCACCAUUACUGGCUCUUGGGUGGUCGCUUACGGGAGAGGAAAAACAAUGAAAAAUUCCAAAAUUUUAACCCCAAAGGUGGUCGCGGUCGCUUACGAGAGUGGUCGCUUACGAGAGAGUUUUUUUAACAGAGUUUAUAUGGGGAACAAAACGGGAAAUUCAAAAGGUGGUCGCUUAUGGGAGAUGGUCGCUUACGAGAGUGGUCGUUCAAAGAGACUAUUUAAAUAAGACAAGUAAGCACCAUCUUAAGAGGCACGUUUGCUGAUACAAACCAAUUUUAGACAGUAGUAUGGGUAAAUAUGAUUAUUAUGUGAGAUUAGGCGUAAAACACCCUUCUAAUCGAGCUCUGUGAUUGGCUAGUUUUAUCGUUGCUUUUCAUUGGUCCAGGGAAAUARUUAUAGGUGUCAUUAUUAUUAUUGUUGUGAGAUUAGGUGUAAAACACCCUCCUAUUCAAGCUCUGUGAUUGGCUUGUUUCUUUUUUCAUUGAUUUUUAUUGGUCCAUAGGAAGAGCCAUUUAAAUGUCGUGAUAGUGCUUUAUUGUAGCGUGGUUUGUACAUGUAGACACUAAAAACCUUUUCUAUCAAAAAGCAAAUAAAAUCUAGGCAUAAAAAUUACACGGAAAUAAUAUGAAAAAUAAGUAAGCAACUUUGCAGGAUUGACCCUGUGUUUAAUUGUUUUCAAGUCUCCUUUGUAUUUGCUAAUUUCCUGAGCAUGCGCUUUACCUUAAGUGUGAUGAGUAGCGUGACUUGUGCCAACGGCGAAAUUAAGUAACGACAAACUUUUCUUUGGUGAAGAAUUCCCUUUCAUUGAAUUCGUUCGUUUCUUAAAACUAGAUUUGCAGUUACGCCCCUUGACACGAUUCACUGAACUGAGAAAAUCUUGAAUUGAAGUUUGAAAAACAAAGGUCGCGAUGCUAAAAAUUUCAUAGAAGUUGAGAUUAAAAUAAUGUUUUCGAGGUCGGGAUUUGAUUGAAUAAUUUUCUUAGAAAGUUGAGAUAUAAAUCCUAAGUUGACUGUCAUAUAACUGCCAAAUGGCUUCCCGUUCAAGAACCCUGUUGGUGGUUGACGUUUUUCUUGCUCUUUGAUUGGCUCCUCCGGAAAGYCAUUUAAAAGUCAUUGUUCCCCUACUUAUUAUUUUGUAUGUUAUAAAUAAAUAAUGCUUAUUCAGAUCUGAGCAAGUCUACGCAAUAAAUUCGUAUGCGAUUUUGACGAACGAAAUAUAAAAUAUGAUCUUGUUACUAAAAGGAUUUCUUUAUUGUGGUAGCAAGAAAAAAGUUUUUUAUUGUGGCGUUCAGGGGAAUCUGCAGCCGUUGUAUCAAAAUUAUAUCCACAGGGGUAGGGUAGAGGGAUUAUUGUACUAAUGUCAAUGAAACUUGCGUUUGCUUGUAAAGUGGUCUCCCGUCAAUAAAACGUCUUGACAGUG
This is a messenger RNA of Actinia tenebrosa (Australian red waratah sea anemone), 2095 nucleotides long. RefSeq lists its product as uncharacterized. Lineage: Eukaryota; Metazoa; Cnidaria; Anthozoa; Actiniaria; Actiniidae. The record is from RefSeq and is a predicted model, not a curated record. Gene Ontology annotation, biological process: rRNA processing.